UACCAGCGAUUCAGUGCUUGUGGCCGCCCACUUUUCCACUCCGCUUCCGGCUGUGAUCUCUCGUGUGUCCCGUGUCCUCCCUGAGCCUCGGUCCGCAGCCAUGGACAGCGCCGCCCCAGCCGCCGGCUUCCUGUACUGGGUGGGCGCGAGCACCAUAGCCUACCUGGCCCUGCGGCUCUCCUACAGCCUCUUCUCGGCCUUCCGGGUCUGGGGCAUGGGCCACGAGUCGGAGGUCGGGCCGGCACUCGGAGAGUGGGCAGUUGUUACAGGGAGUACUGAUGGAAUUGGAAAAUCAUAUGCAGAAGAGUUAGCCAAGCGUGGAAUGAAGAUUGUCCUCAUCAGCAGAUCCCAGGAAAAACUGAAGGAUGUGGCUAAUGAAAUAAGAGAAAAAUUCAAAGUGGAAACCAAGACGAUUGCUGUUGACUUUGGAUCAAUUGAUAUCUACAAGAAGAUCCAGACAGAGCUGGCAGGCCUCCAGAUUGGUGUUUUAGUGAACAAUGUGGGAAUGUCAUAUGAGUAUCCCGAAUACUUUUUGGAUAUUCCAGACCUGGAUAAUACUAUCAAUAAAUUGAUAAACAUUAACGUCUUCUCUGUUUGUAAGAUGACACAGUUGGUACUGCCCGGCAUGCUGGAAAGAUCUAAAGGUGCAAUUCUGAACAUCUCAUCUGCCAGUGGCAUGUACCCAGUUCCACUGCUGUCUGUUUACUCAGCAACCAAGGCUUUUGUAGAUUUCUUCUCCCAAUGCCUCCAUGCGGAAUACAGGAGCAAGGGCAUCUUUGUGCAGAGUGUCCUGCCAUUCUUUGUGGCCACGAAACUGGCCAAAAUCCGGAAGCCAACCUUGGAUAAGCCAUCAUCAGACACAUUUGUGAAGUCUGCAAUUAAGACAGUUGGUAUGCAGUCCCGCACCAAUGGCUAUCCGGUCCACACCCUUAUGGGCUGGAUCUUCCUCCUAAUGCCUUCAUGGCUUUCCAUGAAAAUUUCAAUGUCUGUAAAUAAGGGAUUGCGAGCUCGCUACCUGAAGAAGACCAAGAAAGCUUAAGCUGGUGUGAGCCAUCGAGGAUUUCCAGCAGAUGGUCCAAUGUAUCUACGUGCUCUGAGAAACACCAACCUUUUAAAAAUCUCCAGUUUCCACUUUUUAAUUUAGUAAUAGGACUAAAUGCUUUUGGUUUGAGGAGAACUUCUUUCCUUAGACUGUUUACUCCAAGCCAAUUGGACCAAGUUGGAAAGUUCAAAGAAGAGCUUAUCUCAGUUAGUGGGGAAUCCUUACCUAGCAAACAAAACAGAGUCAGGCUAAUGGGGGGGGGAGGGAGGGAGGGUGUGGGGAGCAGGCGGAUUGCUAGAUCACUGCUUACUAACUCUCAGUACUAGACAACUGGCAAGGGACCUCAAAAGCUUCAUCAGGGCCCAAAAACCUGACCAUCACCUGGUUUUGUAAUCCUCAAAAUUACUCGGCAUUAUUUGUAUUAUCUGAGUGGUACUUGCUAAGUGCCACCCUGGCUACUAUCUCACUCUUAACCGUUCUAAGGGAUGAGAGGAGGUCAAUUGGUGAAGGGAGAGGAAGGGAGGCUUCCUGCAGUUUGUGUGGACUUUUUAAAGCUAUGUAAGGUCUACAUCUAUGUAAGCUCCUCAAAGGCAGGGACUUGCCCUUUGUUUGUCUUUGUAUCCCAAGUGCCAGUGCUGUGCCUUGCCUGGCCCACAGCAGGUACUGAAUAAAAUUAUGCUUGUGGCAAUGCCUGUGUGUCCACUGAGGUUUGUUUGCCAGUGGUCUUUGUUUCAUAAACACAGCGCUCACCAAAAUAGCCUUGUCUGUGACUAAUGCUUAUUCCUUUUUACCGCACGACUUAAAUGAACAUCAACACAAAAAGCUCUGACAGGGUUCUGGUUCAUGAAGAAAAUCCCCACAAGAGGCCAGGGGUGUCCUUUGGUGUCUCAGGGUUCAGAACAUGACUGACCUGGAGAGGCCGCUAGUCUGGGCCCCACCAGCCUUCUCUGUUCACACUCUGUGUGUGCACACAUCACUACCACUAAUUAACACUGCUCCCAAAACACGUACUACUCGCUUGGCAUAAUGUUAAACCUUCUUUAAAAAAAUUACAAAUUGUUGCCGAUGGGGCAAAGAUAUUGCCUUGAUGCUUACGUUAUGGUCACGCCUGCUGGGAUCUCCAGGAGAAGCAGCUGUGGUGUGGUGGAAAGAGCACAGAUUUUGAAAUCCAGAGGAGCAGGUUUGUGUUCAGGCUCUGCCACUUAAUAACGACGUGUUCUAAACAAGCCACGAGUCCUCUCUGGGCCUGUUUACUCCUCUGUAAAAUGAAAGGAUGGACAAGACAUCUCGAAAGCCCCUUCCAGCUGCAACAUUCUGCCUGGAAUGCACUCCCUCCUCCCCUCUGCCUCUUAGAAUGCCCAGCUUCUUUCAAGACUCACUUGGGAAGUUGUGCCUGGCUCCCUCUCUUCUCAAAUUGUUAUGUAUGUUCUUGUCUAAUGACAGUAUUAACAACAAUAAUAGUAGCUAGCAUUUAUUUGCACUUUAAAGUUUGCAGAGUGCUUUAUGUAUUUUAUCUCAUUUGAACCUCCCAGGGUUGCUGGGAGGUAGGGGCUAUUAUCAUCCGCGUUAUACAGCUGAGGAAACUGGGGCAGGUUACAUGACCUGCCCAGGGUCACACAGCCAGCUAGUGUCUAAGGCAGGGUUUGAACUCAUGUCUUCCUGACUGUAAAUCUAGCACUAUCCGCUGUGCUAAAUAGUGGGCUAUUUAUUUCUUUUUUACAUGUUGUAUCCCUUCGGGAGAAUAUAAGCUACUUGAGGGAAAGGACUGUUUUUUAUUUUGUUUGGGUAUUCCCAGAUAUGGGCAGCUAGGUGAUGCAGUAGAUAGAUCUCCGGGCCUGGAGUCAGCAAGACUCAUCUUCCUGAGUUCAAAACCGGCCUCAGACACUAGGUGUGUGACCACGGGCAAGUCACUGAAUCCCAUUUGCCUCAGUUUCCUCAUCUGUCAAAUGAGCUGGAGAAGGAAAUGGCAAACCACUCCAGUAUCUUUGCCAAGAAAAUUCCAAAUGGGGUCACAGAGAGUUGGGCAGGACUGAAGUGACCGACUGAACAACAAAAUCCUCAGCUGUUAAGCUAUCAAGAGGCAACAUAAUGUAAUGGAGAGGUCUUGGGCCAAAUCCCACCUCUGACACUCCUCGUGAGAUCCUGGCAAGUCUCUUAGCCUCGGUUUCCUCAACUGUAAAAGGAGGGGAUGGGAUUAAAUGGUACUUUGCAUUCA
Molecule: messenger RNA, 3257 nt
Organism: Trichosurus vulpecula (common brushtail)
Lineage: Eukaryota; Metazoa; Chordata; Mammalia; Diprotodontia; Phalangeridae
Gene: HSD17B12
Product: hydroxysteroid 17-beta dehydrogenase 12
Exons: 11
Coding region: 101-1039 (312 amino acids)
Cellular component (GO): endoplasmic reticulum
Molecular function (GO): oxidoreductase activity
Source: RefSeq, a predicted model, not a curated record